This is a messenger RNA of Jatropha curcas, 1629 nucleotides long. RefSeq names its product azadirone synthase LFS. The record is from RefSeq and is a predicted model, not a curated record. NCBI's taxonomy places the organism in Eukaryota, Viridiplantae, Streptophyta, Magnoliopsida, Malpighiales, Euphorbiaceae.
AACAGUUGUGCGCACCUAUGGAAAUCUAUGGUCCAUCCACUAUCCUAUUGUUGCUGGUCUUUCUGUUCUCAUUAUUGGAUUCGGCUCUUCAGUUCAGUUUGUCAAAGUUAAAACGUGUGGUCCUGGAGAUUCGCUCUGUUACCGACAACACAAGCAAUGGAGAACAAGCAGCUGCACAAUAAUGGCGCCGAACCAAUUCCCGCGCCGAACCAGAAACUUUCCGUCCUUAACUGUAUCGAUCUCUCCAGUCCUGAUAUUGAACAAACCGUUUCUUUACUCAAACAGGCUUGUUUGGAUAGUGGAUUCUUUUACGUUGUAAAUCACGGAAUAAGCCAAGAAUUUAUGGAUAAGGUUUUCUCGGAGAGUAAGAAGUUUUUCGAAUUGCCAGUACGCGAAAAAAUGAAAGUUAUAAGGAACGAGAAGCAUCGAGGCUAUACUCCUGUUCUCGACGAAAUUCUAGAUCCUGAUAACCAAGUACAUGUAGGAGAUUACAAGGAGGGAUAUUACAUUGGAAUUGAAUUGCCCGAAGAUGAUCCUGAAUCAGAGAAGCCAUUUUAUGGACCUAAUGUUUGGCCAGCAGAUGAUCUCAUUCCUGGUUGGAGGCAAACAAUGGAGAAGUUUCAUCAGGAGGCUUUGCAGGUAGCAAGAGCAGUUGCAAGGCUCAUAGCACUUGCGCUUGAUCUGGAAGCUGAUUUUUUUGAUAAGCCAGAAAUGCUUGGCCAGCCUAUUGCAAUCGUGCGCUUGCUGCGAUACGAAGCUCAGAUUUCUGAUCCCUCAAAGGGAAUAUUUGGUGCUGGAGCUCAUUCUGACUAUGGUUUGAUUACCCUUUUAGCCACAGAUGAUGUCCUUGGCCUCCAAAUAUGCAAGGAUAAGGAUGACGAACCUCAAGUUUGGGAAUAUGUAGCACCAUUAAAAGGAGCAUUCAUAGUGAAUCUUGGUGACAUGCUGGAGCGUUGGAGUAACUGUGUUUUCAGGUCUACACUGCACAGAGUCGUAGGGAAUGGUCAAGAGAGAUAUUCAAUAGCAUUUUUUGUCGAACCUAGUCACGACUGUCUAGUCGAAUGCUUGCCUACCUGCAAGUCAGAAAAAAAUCCUCCCAAGUUUCCUCCGAUCAAAUGCGAGACUUACCUGAGUCAACGCUACAAGGAUACCCAUGCUGAUUUGAAUGUAUAUAACAAAUCUCAAAUUUAAGCGUGUCAAAGAAUUAAGUCGAGGACCUCAUAAAUUAUAGAGGUUACAUUACCACUUAAAUGUUGUAAUUGUACUCGAUAUUAAUUAAUAGUAUACGAACUCAGUUCCCUUAGAUGUACUUAUAUUAGUAAUUAUUGAUAGAUUUAUGGUUACUUUUCUCGAAUUCUAGCCAAGGCCACCGCAUUAAAGCACAUGGAAUUUCUCAAACAGCAACAUAGAUAUGGAGAACAGAAUCACCUUUUGAACGCAGCAGCUCAACCUGUCUCAAACAUGAAACGACACCAACUGUUUGCAUGCCCACACCCGCUACAAAACGCAGGUACUGACUCAGACCUAUAGUUGAUGGUUUUGGACUGCCAUUACCAUUAAAUUAUAUUAUAUGGAACUUAAAAGAGACUGUGAAUUAUGUGAAAUUUAUUAGUUUCAUAGAUUUAAGAA